Molecule: messenger RNA, 975 nt
Organism: Adineta steineri
Lineage: Eukaryota; Metazoa; Rotifera; Eurotatoria; Adinetida; Adinetidae
Source: the annotation of a GenBank genome assembly
AUGUCAGUAGCAGUCGUCGAUCUGAAUAAUGAUAACAAACCCGAUAUUAUUACUGCAAAUCAGGGUGGGAAUAGCGUCAGUAUUCUUCUCAACGCUGGCAACGGCACCUUCCAUGCUGCAACGAAUUUAACAGGUGGUGGCAAUCCAUGGUCAGUAGCAGCGGUCGAUGUGAAUAGCGACAGUAAACCCGAUAUUGUUAUUGCAAACUUUGGCGGUGACACCGUCGGUGUUUUUCUCAACACAGGUAGCGGCGCCUUUGGUGCUCAAUCUACUUACACAGUUGGUACUCAACCAUAUAGAGUAGCAGUCGUCGAUGUGAAUAGCGACAGUAAACCCGAUAUUAUUGUUGCAAACUAUGGUUCGAGCAGCGUCGGUGUUCUUCUCAACACAGGUAGCGGCAGCUUUGGUGCUCAAAAUAUUUACACAGUUGGCACUUACCCAAAUUCCAUAGCAGUCGUCGAUGUGAACAGCGACAAUAAACCCGAUAUUAUUGUUUUAAGUGGUGGCAACGUCGGUGUUCUUCUCAACACAGGCAGUGGCGCCUUUUAUUCUCAAACUACUUACACAGCCAGUAGCCCAGGUUCAGUAGCAGUCGUCGAUGUGAAUAACGACACUAAACCCGAUAUUGUUGUUAUAAACGGUGGCACGUUUACGGUCGGUGUUCUUUUCAACACAGGUAGCGGCACAUUUAAUCCACAAAUUACUUACGGAGGUUUUAGCGGCCCAAAUACAGUAGCAGUCGUCGAUGUGAAUAAUGAUAAUCAACCCGAUAUUGUUGUUUCAAACCAGAAUUCGGGUACCGUCAGUGUUCUUCUCAACACAGGCAGCGGCACCUUUAAUGCUGGUCAAGCUACUUACGCAGUUGGUGAUCAACCAUAUUCAGUAGCAGUCGUCGAUGUGAAUAGUGAUAACAAACCCGAUAUUGUUGUCGUAAACUAUAAUGAUUACACCGUCAGUGUUCUCAUGCAUUGUUAA